CUGUAAGAUCCACACUCAGAGGCUGGAAACUACUAUAUAUAGAUGAUCUCAAGGUAAAAAGUGAGUUACCUUGUUCCUUCAACGCCCUCCGUAGCCAGCAGCAUAGAUGGACUUGUUGCCCUGCCAAUCUAUUCAGGAAAAUGGCUGGACCAACAAUAAAAAGCGAGAAUGUUUCUCUGUGGAAGAAGUUGUAUAUGUUGUACAGCUUCUUCUUUAUGCGCAAAGUCGUGGCUCACAUCCUUACUUUCUGCUUCUACUGUGUUAUCUUGCCAGCAAUUGUUCUGUUCCCAGAGAUCACAGUUCCGAAAUGGGCUGCAUUUUAUCUCCCUGCUUUGAUCACUCUCUUUAUCGCAAUCGGUAAACCAAGAUCAGUCUACCUGUUGGUGCUCUGGGUUCUGUUUGAGAAUGCAAUGUCCAUGCUUAGAACAAAGGCUCUGGUAAUGGGCUUGUUUGAAACAGGAAGAGUACAAGAAUGGGUUAUGACAGAGAAAUUAGGUGAUGCCCUCAAGACCAAGCUGAUUGGGCAAGUAGCUAAUGAACAUCAUGGUGCACUUGCUGGAGCUAUUGCUUGGAGUUCAACGGCCUUCUUCGUUGUUGGUUUUGGAUUUGUGGGAAAAUUUGUUCCUGCUUCCUCCUAA
Brassica oleracea var. oleracea is the source of this 638-nucleotide messenger RNA. RefSeq names its product probable mannan synthase 7. The annotation marks the transcript as partial. The record is from RefSeq and is a predicted model, not a curated record. The transcript is spliced from 4 exons. Gene Ontology annotation, molecular function: mannan synthase activity. Gene Ontology annotation, cellular component: Golgi apparatus. Lineage: Eukaryota; Viridiplantae; Streptophyta; Magnoliopsida; Brassicales; Brassicaceae.